Rotaria socialis is the source of this 375-nucleotide messenger RNA. Lineage: Eukaryota; Metazoa; Rotifera; Eurotatoria; Philodinida; Philodinidae. The record is from the annotation of a GenBank genome assembly.
AUGGAUGACAUUGUCGAAAGAAAAUAUGAAGUAUUAAAACAUUAUAUUAAUAUUGCAUUGUCGUUGGAAAUUCAACAGAAGAUCAGUGAUCAAUUUACAGAUUAUUUUUCAGUAUCAAUGCCUUCGAAUCUUCACCAACGUGUUCUCUGUGAAGAUCGCUUGAUUUUAUCGACUCGAUAUUCUUUGGAAAAGAACAAUCUCAUUCUUCGAAGAAUUGCUGAUAAUAUGAAUUCGUUCUAUUUGGGAAAUCUACAAGAGUUUCAAACAAAAGCGCAUGAUUAUUUUUCAAAAUCAGAUGCUUAUAAUGUGCUAUUGAGUAAAUAUAUAGGCAAUGGUGGUCAACAAUGGCAAGCUGAAUUGAAACAAAUGGUCUAA